Molecule: messenger RNA, 3557 nt
Organism: Pygocentrus nattereri (red-bellied piranha)
Lineage: Eukaryota; Metazoa; Chordata; Actinopteri; Characiformes; Serrasalmidae
Product: NACHT, LRR and PYD domains-containing protein 3-like
Exons: 6
Coding region: 114-2789 (891 amino acids)
Molecular function (GO): protein binding
Source: RefSeq, a predicted model, not a curated record
GGCACUUCCUGAAUGUAACCCGAGAGCACAGUAGAGCGGCAGCGAAGAAGAAGGAGGAGGAGGAGGAAGGGGAAAUCACACAGUAACAGAGACUUUACUCCACGUGAUGCAAGAUGGAGAACAUUCGACGUCAGUUACUGGACAUUCUAGAAGAGCUGCUGUCAGACGAUCUGAAGAAAUUCCAGUGGCAUCUGACCAACGGUGUGGAAGGUUUCAGACACAUUCCGAAGAGUCUGAUGGAGAAUGUUAACAGAUUCAACACUGUGGACACAAUGGUGGAGAGAUACCCUCAAAAUGGAGCUGUAGAGAUCACACUUAAAAUCCUCAACCAGAUGAACCAGAACGAGCUGGCUGAGAAACUAAGGACCAACCUCAGAGAAAGUAAUGCAGAUGCACAGAGACGAGCAGAGAAUCAGUACCUCAAAUCAAAAAUCAAAGAGAAAUACGCAACGUUAUAUGAGGGAACCGCAGCAAAAGGGAAGCACAAUCUUCUGAAUGACAUCUACACUGAGCUGUAUAUUGUGGAGGACUGGACAGGAGGAGUGAACACGGAUCAUGAGGUGGUUCAAAUUGAAGCCAGACCAGCAAGACAUGCUGCCACAGAUGCUGCAAUCAAGUUCAGUGAGGUUUUCAGUGGAAGCCAACAUGUUAAAAAAGUGCUGACACUGGGAAUAGCUGGAAUUGGGAAAACAGUCUCUGUUCAGAAGUUUGCUGUAGACUGGGCUGAAGGAAAAUCCAAUGCAGAUAUCGAUUUUGUCUUUAUUAUUCCUUUCCGAGAGCUGAAUCUUCUGAAAGAUAAAGAAUACAGCCUUCCUGAACUACUUCAUCACGUCUACCCAGAGCAGCAACCCUUAAACGAAACUGGGCUUUUUGAUGGUGAAUGUAAGUGUGUUUUCAUCUUUGAUGGACUGGAUGAAUUCAGAAGUCCACUGAGUUUUGACCAGAAGAAAAUAUCAGCAGUAACAGAGAAGGCAAGUGUUAAUGUGCUGGUAACAAGCCUCAUCUCAGGAACCCUGUUUCCAUCUGCUCGUGUCUGGAUCACCUCCAGGCCUGCAGCUGCAGAUCAGAUCCCCUCAAAGCACAUCCACCUGGUGACUGAAGUACAAGGAUUUGUCACUGACCAGCAGAAGGAGGAAUACUUCAGGAAGAGAAUCGGUGACCAGGAUGAAGCCGAUGAAAUGAUCUUGCUCAUUAAACAGUCAAAGACCCUCUACAUCAUGUGCUACAUACCGGUCUUCUGUUGGAUCACAUACACAGUUCUUCAGCACAUCAUGAAAAAUCGCAAUGCAGAAGAACUUAAAUCAUUAACACAAAUGUACGCACACUUUCUGACCAUUCAGAUGGAAACAAAGAGGGAAAGGGAUAAUCAAACUCCUCAGAAAGAUACAAAGAACUUGCUGCAGUCCAACAAAACCAUUCUUCUGAAACUGGCUGAACUGGCAUUCAAACAGCUGAUGAAGGGCAAUGUGAUGUUCUAUGAAGAGAACCUGAGAGAGAGCAGCAUUGAUGUCACUGAGGCCUCUGUAUAUUCUGGGAUUUUCACUGGGUUCUUUAAAGAGGAAACUCCAUUUCAGCAGAGGAAGGUCUACAGCUUUGUUCAUCUGAGCUUUCAGGAGUUCCUGGCUGCUGUUUAUGUGUUUCACUGCUACGAAAAGAAGAACAUGGAGGAACUGGAGAUUUUUAAACCAUGGUACAGUGAAUGGUCUGAGAGCGAGGGGUCUGAGGAUGAUCCACUGGAGUUUACAGACCACCUGAACAGCAAGGGGUCUGAGGAUGAUCCACUGAUUAAGCUGCUGAUGGGAGCCGUGGAUAAAGCUGUAGAGAGUGAGAAUGGACACCUGGAUCUUUUCCUCCGUUUCCUGCUGGGCAUCUCACUGGAGUCCAAUCAGAGAUGCCUACAGGGUCUACUGACUCCCACACAGAGCAGAUCAGAGAAAAUCACAAAGUACAUCAAGAGUUUAAUCAGAAGAGGUCAUUAUCACAUCCUCACUGAGAAAUUCCUCAUCUCCACAGAGAGAUCCAUCAAUCUGUUCCUCUGUCUGUCUGAGAUGAAUGACCAGUCUCUCUCCAGAGAGAUUCAGGGGCAUCUAAACUCAGCUAAACACUCAGGAGUAAAUCUCUCUCCUGGACAGUGUUCAGCACUAGCCUAUAUGCUCCUCAGCUCAAGGGAGGUGCUGGAUGAGCUGGACUUGAAGAAGUACAGCAUAUUAGAGGAGGGUUAUAGGAGACUGAUCCCAGCUCUGACUAUCUGUAGGAAAGCUCGACUAGCUGGCUGUAAUCUCAGUAAGGACUCCUAUGAAAUGCUUUGCUCUGCUCUACAAUCAGCAAACUCCCACCUGAAAGAACUAGACCUCAGUAACAAUGACCUACAAGAUUCAGGAGUGGAGCUGCUCUCUGCUGGACUGAAGAGCUCACAGUGUAAACUGGAGAAACUCAGACUAGCUGGCUGUAAUCUCAGUAAGGACUCCUAUGAAAUGCUUUGCUCUGCUCUACAAUCAGCAAACACCUCACUGAAAGAACUAGACCUCAGUAACAAUGACCUAGAAGAUUCACGAGUGGAGCUGCUCUCUGCUGGACUGAAGAGUUCACAGUGUAAACUGAAGAAACUCAGACUAGUUACCUGUAAUAUUGUACAAAAGGCUUUUGAAAAUCUAGGAUCAGCUCUACAACCAGCAAACUCCUCACUGAAAGAACUAGACCUCAGUAUCAAUGACCUGCAAGAUUCAGGAGUGGAGCUCCUCUCUGCUGGACUGAAGAGCUCACACUGUAAACUGGAGAAACUCGGGUAAGAAUUCUGUAAAUAGAUAAAGUGUUGGUAUAUAUUCAAUUACGAAAUGCAGGACAAGUUAAUACUUUUAUAACCUGAGGGUAAAUAAAUAUUCCUCGUACAGGAAGCUCUGGUAAUGCUUGCUGGGUAGCAAAGGGUCAGACUUAGUGGCAGUGACAUGACAGUAAAUAACUCUAACAGUGGUACAGUUUUUCAUGCUGUGCUAGAUAAAUAUAUUUUAUUGAUCCCAAAGGAUCAAUAAAGUUGAUCCAAUAACAUUGAUCCCAAAGGAUCAAUAAAGUACCUUGGAAUCUGCUCUUUACCCAGUAUCUGUAUACACUGGAGACAGGCAUCCUAGGACAAACUUUCUUCAGCUACCACAGGAAGUAUUCACCAGCUUGGAGACGUUAAUUGUCUAUGAGAGAUCUUUAGUAAUGUGUACUCCAUGGUCAUAUACUUCAUGGCCAAAAGCAAAUUUACAUUUGUAACAUUUGGCAGAUGCUCUUUUAUAGAGCAACUUUCAGAAAUGCUUUGUUAUCCUUUGGGAACAUAUUAAUAAAAACAGGCUCAUGUCAGAUGAUAUCCUUGAGCAAAAACAUUGCCAGAGACAGGAUUUCAUGCUACCUCAGUCAGAAGUGCAUUGAGGGUCACCUUCAUUUCCAGUGUAGCCUAGCAAGUUAAACAGAGACUGAAAAGCUAAAAUGAAAUGAAAAUUGGCAAGACAAGAAAAUUUAUAAAGAAAUAAAAAUAGUAAAUUUCAGAACAUCAUAACUACAUCACUACAGUCGGG